This is a messenger RNA of Diachasma alloeum, 1654 nucleotides long. RefSeq names its product platelet glycoprotein V. Bases 1 to 1566 code for a protein of 521 amino acids. Gene Ontology annotation, molecular function: protein binding. Lineage: Eukaryota; Metazoa; Arthropoda; Insecta; Hymenoptera; Braconidae. The transcript has 7 exons. The record is from RefSeq and is a predicted model, not a curated record. Gene Ontology annotation, cellular component: plasma membrane.
AUGUCGAGAGGAGGACUAUUCACAAGUUUCUUCGAAUUGUUGAUAUUUUCUAUCCUUUGGGGGGUCACUGUGGGUCCGGAGAUACUCAGGGCCUGUCUCGAUUGCAGUUCACAGGCCUCUGGGGCCAAUGUCAAUCUCGAGGAUGUCGAGAGCAGGGUCUCGAGACUGGAGAGGAGGCUCAGAGCUAUGGAGCAACCUGUUUGGGAGAUCAGGGGAUGGUCUGGGGACUGGGAAAUAUGCGCGGAGGGCCCCUGCAAGUGUCGACCCGAGACGAAAUCCAUUUCCUGUUGGAGAUUAGAACUGAUAGACGUACCACCGGCUCAACUAGUGCCUCAGGACACCCUGAAAAUUGAUCUGGGGAGCAACGAGUUGAGUGCCCUCCACAGGGACACCUUUCAGGAUCUGACCCACCUGCGAGAUCUGGAUCUCAGUAAUAAUAUGAUCGAGCACCUCCCUUUGAGUAUUUUCUACUCACUCCAUAGUGUCACUAGUUUGAAGUUGAGCAAGAAUUUGUUGAGGGAUUUGCAUCAGAGUCAAUUGCUGAGGAUGAGGAAUCUUCAGAUUCUUGAUUUAUCAUCCAAUAAACUUCUCAACCUCCCAGACGGUCUCUUUAUAACAAACACAGUUCUCUACCUCCUCGAUGUAUCGUCAAACCGCAUAACAACACUUCCAAAGGGAAUUUUCCACGGUUUACGAAACCUCGAGGAUCUCCUUUUCGCGAAGAACCACCUCUCACAUCUCGAUGUGAACGCACUGAGGGAUCUCGUCAGCCUCAAGUGCAUCAGACUGGAAGAGAAUCGUCUCCGGGAUCUCCCAGUUGGACUUUUAGACUCGCAAAUUAAUCUCGUGGAGCUAAACGUGAGAGACAACAGACUCGUCUCACUCCCGUCGAAUUUAUUCAGCCGGCUGGAACGUUUGACGAGCUUAGAUCUCUCCAGUAACUUAAUAUCAAAGAUGGACAGAGACGCAUUUCGAGGUCUCACUGCUCUCCGAGAACUUCGCCUGGGUCGCAAUCACAUAAAGACAUUUCCCAAGGGAAUUUUCCUGAGGACUCCCUCGCUGCAGCACUUGGUUCUCUAUGCAAACGCCAUUGAAACUUUGGUCGAUGGGGAUUUUCAGGGACUUCACAAUCUAACUUCACUGUUUUUACAUUCUAACAGGAUUCGGUACCUGCAGCCUGAUGUUCUCAAAGACACUCCGAAUUUGAAGAAAUUAAAAUUAUCCCGCAGACAACUAGAGGGUAAUCAUCUCCAACACUUGCCGGUUCGUUUCUUGGACAGUGUCCCGAUAAUCCAACAACUGCGUCUCGCCCGUAACCCCUGGCAUUGCGACUGUCACGCAGCGUAUUUAGCGAUGUGGCUGAGGAAGAUGUAUCUGUCGCGGGUAAAUGCGACUGCCAAUGGCCGUGGAAAUUUCUGGGAGUCCGGGGCCGGCGCCAUAUGCCGGGGCCCGGGGACUCUCGGGGGAAAAUUAGUCGCCGAAUUAUCUUUCUACGAUCUUUGCGAGGGCCAGUGGGCCUCCAUGAAGGGCCUCUCACCGAGAAUUCCCGUCGAUGUGCUCGGCUGAAGGCGCCUCACUUUUCUCAACGAAUAUCAAGCCAAAGUUCACGGUUCGCUACUGUCGGUCUAUCGGCGGAGUUGAUUUACUUAAUUUC